Molecule: messenger RNA, 286 nt
Organism: Racocetra fulgida
Lineage: Eukaryota; Fungi; Glomeromycota; Glomeromycetes; Diversisporales; Gigasporaceae
Source: the annotation of a GenBank genome assembly
CCUAUUAGGAGCAUUGUUAAAGGUGUUGAUGCACAUUACUUAGAAGCCAAGGCUACAGAUAUUGUUUUUGAAGACAAAUUGGUCGAAGUAACACCUGACAAUGAUCCGAAUGCUGCCUUUUAUAUUCCUUAUGAUAAACCAAUGACUCAUGGAAUAGAGGGCAUUGAACAUUGCCACACCUUAAAAAGCAUAGCAGAUGCACGUGGAAUACGAAAAAAAAUCAUGGACAAUUUUGAAAAAGCUACUUUACCAACGACAUCAUCGGAAGAAAGAAAACGGCUUUUAA